Periconia digitata is the source of this 2487-nucleotide messenger RNA. NCBI's taxonomy places the organism in Eukaryota, Fungi, Ascomycota, Dothideomycetes, Pleosporales, Periconiaceae. The record is from the annotation of a GenBank genome assembly.
UUCUCUCUCAUAAACACAAGUUCUGCGUUCACACAAAGUCACGAAUAGAAAAAGGCAAAUCAGAAAGACUUCAUGCACCAGACAAGACCAUCUAUCAAGAUUGUAAAAUUCAAGAUGGUUUCCAAAGAUCAGAGUCAUGAAAUCGAUGUUACCGUUUUGUAUAGAACAGCCCAAUCCCAAAUAUAUAUGUAAGCUAUAAGUCGGGAUAACUAUUGAGCCGCAGGAAGAACAUUGUCCCUAGCAUUUCUGAAGUAAAACUAGCACCGUGUUGGUCUUAACAAAGGAAAAAUCAAGUUGCUUCUCUCAACACAUAUGAUCAAGUAACUACCUGAUUAGUGCAUUGCUGGACACUGCAGCAUCCGCACGAUGUCGCAAACCGCAGUGUCACAAUGUAGGAAUAUGAGUAAUCACAAGCUAGAUUUGCUGACCUGCAUGUGAAUUGAGCUUGGACGAAGCACGUUUCUGCUGUCUGAUAUCAUCUUCAAUCUUCGUACAUUUCCCCAUGGAGCAGGUCAGCUACUACAUGUAGUCUUCGCCCCCACUAGGGUCCACUCGUCGCCGAACAGUCAUCUGCGCUCCUUGAUUAUCAACGAACACAGAUGCAAUAGUGCAUCUGUCAACGGCGAGAAAGAUCAUGUGCAUUUCUCAAAUAAUCAUGCUAUGCCUCUACCAGACUUCAAUGUCUGGGGCCAAAUCAGGCGUCCGGGCUUCUGCCCCACCGUCCAUCCGCGGAUACAAAUAGUGGGGUCGGUGACAUGCAUCCUCGCUUCGAACUGGACUUUGUUCAACACAGUUCAGCUAGCCAUUGAUCUUCCUCGGAACUUUCCCGACACUGAGUAUCUGUACACAAUGUCCACCACGUUCAAUCAUCCCGAUCUUGGCGAGGUAGCAGCGAAGCCUGCAGACGGCGUCCUCCAGUUCCGCGGCCUCAAAUACGCUUCGCUGCAGGACCGGUUCUCCGCUCCUCAACUUCAAGACAGCUAUGACCCAGCUGGAAAACUAGAUGCUACAAGCUUCGGACCUCCUCCCGUCUCACCCAUUGGCGCCAUCAACCAAGAAUUCGGCUUCAUCCAGCAAAGUCUCCCGCUCCCGGAAGUUCCAACCCACUCUGACACCGAAUGCUUGAAUCUCAACAUCACCGUACCGCUUGGUAAAGACGGUGCUGUGCAAUCUGAUGCCAAACUGCCCGUUUACGUGUUUGUCCAUGGCGGUGGGUUCGCGUUUGGAUCGAGCUGGUAUCCCCAUUAUGACGCUGCUGCUUUGGUCCGGCUCUCGGUGGAGAUAGGCAAGCCUGUUAUCGGUGUCACUAUCAACUACCGUUUGGGUGUCAUGGGAUUCUUGACGUCCCAGGAAUUGCGCAAAGCUGGGUACAAGCCCAACAACGGGUUUCAUGAUCAGAGAACCGCGAUGCGCUGGAUCAAGAAGUACAUUGGUGGCUUCGGAGGUGAUGCGGAGCAGAUGACGUCUGUGGGCGAGAGUGCGGGAGGCUUGUCUGUAGCAAUGCUUCUCACGUCCAAAGAGCCCCUCAUGAAGCGCUGCCUUUGCACUGGCGGCGCGCUCACCAUCUUCAAGCCUCUCCCUGAUGCUACCAACGAAGGCGUGUAUCAAAAGGUGGUGGCGGCAUUGGGGCUUGCGGAUAAGUCCCCAGAAGAGCGCGUUCAAGCCUUGCUCAAACUCCCUGUCGACGAUUUGUGGCAAAAAGUGCCACCGGGCACACCUAUUGGUCCCUUUGCGGAUGGCGAGACUAUGCUCGAGAGCCCGACUUUUGCUACUUUUGCAUCCGAGGAUGAAAGCGUGCAGUCGUUGCUCCCAGGGCGCAAGUGGUGUUCUGAUCUUAUGCUCGGAGAUUCCGCAUUAGAUGGCAGCAUCUUCGCCUACGCAGCAUUAGACGCGCAGAACCCCGGCAUCUCUUCCAAAUUCAUCGCCUCGGCCAAAAGAACACUCUCCGCACACCCAAACACCCUCUCCACUCUUCUCGAGUCCUACGGCAUCACCGAAGAGAUGUCAGAUGACGAGGGCCUCGUCGCGAUUCUCCGCUUCAUCUCCGACAUUGCGUUCUACGCCUCGGCACGCGUCUUCGCGCAAGGAUGGCCCAAAACCCCAGACAACAAAGUCUACUUGUACCAUUUCAACGAAGGCAACCCCUGGGACGGACGCUUCAAAGGCGAAGCAGUGCACAUCCUCGACGUAGCGUUCUUGUUCCAGAACUACAACGAUUUGCUGAGCCAAGAGCAAAAGGCCGUUGCGAGGCGGUAUGGCGAAGAUUUCAUCGCGUUUGUGAACGGAGAGGAGCCGUGGGCGCCGGUGAAGAAGGGCAAGUUCAACGCGCGUGUGUAUGGCCCGUCUGGUCAAGGGGUUGGUGCCGAGUACGUGGAGUCUGGAGAGCCGACGUCAGUCGGAAGGAGUGAGCGCGUGUUGAAGCUUGGUGAGGAGGUUGGGUUGGAUACGGUUGGGGAUGUGUUUAUAAAUUUUCUGCAGGGGAGAUAG